Molecule: messenger RNA, 225 nt
Organism: Geodia barretti
Lineage: Eukaryota; Metazoa; Porifera; Demospongiae; Tetractinellida; Geodiidae
Source: the annotation of a GenBank genome assembly
AAAUGUGAAAGCAGGUUUCUGCUGCUUGUUAUCCUCGGCGAGCUUUUGGGCCUCCAGCUCCACGUUCCUCUGUCUGAAACGCUCUCUCUGACCGGAGACGAUCAGGAGGAGGGAGUCAGCCCCGCCAUCACUGCCCACCACCGUCUCUCUCCCUCCCCCUCCUCCCACAUCCCGCAGGACCUCAGACAUUAUGCUGGCAGAAGAAGAACCGGUGGCUUGACCCUG